GUGGAACUUCGAGGUUUCAGGGCACGCGCUUGCGCUCAUGGUUGAGGAUGGGCUGGCGGCGGGUCCGGGUCCGCUUACUGGCGCUGUGGGUGACGGGCAAUGGUGGGUCGGAUUGAACCGGGCCUGGCCCGGGCGCCGAGCUGGAGGGGGUGGUGGUGAGGGGCCGCAGAGGCUGCGGUGUUCAAUUUGGCUGAUUGAGGAGUCGGCAGGCUGCAGGAGCCAUGAGGGGUCAGCGGAGCCUGCUGCUGGGCCCAGCCCGCCUCUGUCUGCGCCUGCUUCUGCUCCUGGGUUACAGGCGCCGUUGCCCACCUCUGCUCCGGGGCCUGGUACAGCGCUGGCGCUAUGGCAAGGUCUGCCUGCGCUCCUUGCUCUAUAACUCCUUUGGGGGUGGUGAUACUGCUGUCGAUGCUGCCUUUGAGCCCGUCUACUGGCUGGUGGACAACGUGAUCCGCUGGUUUGGGGUGGUGUUCGUGGUGCUGGUGAUAGUGCUGACGGGCUCCAUCGUGGCCAUCGCCUACUUGUGUGUCCUGCCUCUCAUCCUUCAAACCUACUCGGUGCCACGACUCUGCUGGCAUUUCUUCUACAGUCACUGGAAUCUGAUUCUCAUCGUUUUCCAUUACUACCAGGCCAUCACCACUCCACCUGGGUACCCACCCCAGGGCAGGAAUGACAUUGCCACAGUCUCCAUCUGUAAGAAGUGUAUUUAUCCCAAACCUGCCCGAACACACCACUGCAGCAUCUGCAAUAGGUGUGUGCUGAAGAUGGACCAUCACUGCCCCUGGCUAAAUAACUGUGUGGGCCACUAUAACCAUCGGUACUUCUUCUCUUUCUGCUUUUUCAUGACUCUGGGCUGUGUCUACUGCAGCUAUGGAAGUUGGGACCUUUUCCGGGAGGCUUAUGCUGCCAUUGAGAAAAUGAAACAGCUCGACAAGAACAAACUGCAGGCGGUUGCCAACCAGACUUAUCACCAGACCCCACCACCCACCUUCUCCUUUCGGGAAAGGAUAACUCACAAGAGCCUUGUCUACCUCUGGUUCCUGUGCAGUUCUGUGGCACUUGCCCUGGGUGCCCUAACCAUAUGGCAUGCUGUUCUCAUCAGCCGGGGUGAGACUAGCAUUGAAAGGCACAUCAACAAGAAGGAAAGACGUCGACUACAGGCGAAGGGCAGAGUAUUUAGGAAUCCUUACAACUAUGGCUGUCUGGACAACUGGAAGGUAUUCCUGGGUGUGGACACAGGAAGGCACUGGCUUACCCGUGUGCUGUUACCUUCUAGUCACUUGCCCCAUGGGAAUGGAAUGAGCUGGGACCCCCCUCCCUGGGUGACUGUUCACUCAGCCUCUGUGAUGGCGGUGUGAGCUAGGUUGUGCCAGCCACACUUGAGUAUUUGUUCUGCUGCCUACACUGUCUCAAGGGCCUCCAAGGGCAGCUUUCCUUGGAACCCUUCAUCAAAAGGAGCCAGUGGGCCUGCCUUAAGGUACUAUGCAGGAACAACUGAAGGACCAACCUGGCCAGGGCAGAAGCAAGACACAAUGUGGAGAAAUCCUAGGACUAAAAUCCCUUUACUCAGGCAAACAAGUUCUAGCCCCAGCCUAGGGGUCAGGCAGCUAGCUACCUUGUCCGGUGCUGAUCUGAUAUUCUCCAUGUCACAGCACUGGGGCUGGCCAUCACCUCUCCCACUUGUUGUUUGGGGAAACACCUGAAGGGUACAUCUGGGAUCUUAACUUCUUAAUGGGGCAAAGACAACAGGCCUGCUGCCGAGGUCAGAGUCACUGCCACUUCUCACAUGCUAAUGAAGGGAACAAAAAUAAAGGUGUUUGAUUUGUAAAAGUA
Messenger RNA from Ictidomys tridecemlineatus (thirteen-lined ground squirrel), 1830 nucleotides. It is a transcript of the gene Zdhhc16, whose product is annotated as zDHHC palmitoyltransferase 16. The record is from RefSeq and is a predicted model, not a curated record. Gene Ontology annotation, molecular function: palmitoyltransferase activity. NCBI's taxonomy places the organism in Eukaryota, Metazoa, Chordata, Mammalia, Rodentia, Sciuridae.